CGGCCCACGCUCCGGGAGCGGCGGCACAGAAAUAGCACCGAGCCGGGACCGGGAGCCUGGAGGGGGGAGCCCCCGGAGUCGGGGCUGAGCCUCCUUAGCACCUGAGCUGAGUCCGCAGGCCAAAACGGGAGGUCCCGGUGAGACUGGACCCCCCUGCCCUCCCGGGGUCGAGUCGCCGAGAGUCGGGUCAGUCUACGGUUCGAAGCCUCCCCGGUGCCCGGGGCGGUGCUGACAGCGGGGCUGCCGUGCCCGUGCCCGUGCCGCGCCGCCCCCGGGCGCGUCCGCCUCGUCGGCGCGGAAGGAGGCGGCGCGGAGCAGCGGCGGCGCUCGGGCGGGGAUGGCGUCUCCAGGAGCGCUGGAACCGGCGGCCGGCAGCGUGCCGGGCACCAAGGUGGAGCUCACCGUGUCCUGCCGGAACCUACUGGACAUGGACACCUUCUCUAAGUCUGACCCAGUGGUGGUCCUCUUUGUACAGGGCUCAGGAAGCAGUGAGUGGAAGGAGUUCGGGCGCACUGAGGUGAUUGACAACACUCUGAACCCUGAUUUCGUCCGCAAGUUCGUCCUUGAUUACUACUUCGAGGAGAAGCAAAACCUCCGCUUUGAUGUCUACAACGUGGACUCCAAGACCUGCUCCAUUUUAAAACAGAAGGACUUCCUGGGGCAGGCGUUUGUGGCACUGGGAGAGGUGAUCGGCUCCCAGCGAGGUCGCCUGGAGAGAGCCCUCACGGGGGUCCCAGGGAAGCGAUGCGGGACCAUCUUGCUGCUGGCUGAGGAGCUGAGCAAUUGCCGGGACAUUGUCACCAUGCAGCUGUGUGCCAACAAGCUGGACAAGAAGGACUUUUUUGGAAAAUCCGACCCCUUCCUUGUCUUCUACCGCAGCAACGAGGAUGGCACCUUCACCAUCUGCCAUAAGACAGAGGUGGUGAAGAACACGCUCAACCCAGUGUGGCAGCCCUUCACCAUCCCCGUGCGCGCCCUCUGCAACGGCGACUACGACCGGACAGUGAAGAUAGAUGUGUACGACUGGGACCGGGACGGGAGCCAUGACUUCAUUGGGGAGUUCGCCACCAGCUACCGGGAGCUCUCCCGAGCACAGAGCCAGUUCACAGUGUACGAGGUGCUGAACCCCAGGAAGAAAUGUAAGAAGAAGAAAUACGUGAACUCUGGCACUGUGACGCUGCUGUCCUUUUCUGUUGAGUCUGAGUUCACCUUUGUUGACUACAUCCGGGGCGGGACACAGCUGAAUUUCACCGUUGCCAUUGACUUCACGGCCUCCAACGGGAUGCCGUCGCAGCCCACUUCGCUGCACUACGCGAGCCCCUACCAGCUGAGUGCCUACGCCCUGGCACUGAAGGCAGUGGGGGAAAUCAUCCAGGACUACGACAGCGACAAGCUCUUUCCUGCCUACGGCUUUGGCGCCAAAGUCCCACCUGAUGGCAAGAUCUCCCACCAGUUUCCUCUGAACAACAACGUGGACAAUCCCAGCUGUGCUGGCAUCGAGGGCGUGCUGGAGUCCUAUCUCCAGAGCCUGCGCACCGUCCAGCUCUAUGGUCCCACCAACUUUGCCCCUGUCAUCAACCAGGUGGCUGGGACGGCUGCCCAGGUGACUGAUGGAUCACAGUAUCAUGUCCUCCUCAUCAUCACUGAUGGCGUCAUCUCUGACAUGCUGCAGACCAAGGAGGCCAUUGUCACUGCUUCUGCCUUGCCCAUGUCCAUCAUCAUUGUGGGAGUUGGUCCAGCUGAGUUUGAGGCCAUGGAGGAGCUGGACGGUGACGACGUACGGGUGUCUUUCCGUGGACGCUACGCUGAGAGGGACAUCGUACAGUUUGUGCCAUUUCGGGAUUACGUGGAUGACUCGGGCAACCAGGUGCUGAGCAUGGCCCGCCUGGCCAAGGACGUGCUGGCUGAGAUCCCUGAGCAGCUGCUCUCCUACAUGAAGACUCGUGACAUCAAGCCUCGCCGGGCAGACCCUCUGUAGUGGACCCCCAGUAGCUCCUCCACGGGCCCCGGGGCUAGCUGACGGGGCGAGGGCAUUGCCACCUUCCUUCUGGCAGUGGCCAGGGCUUAGCCACGGAGAUGCGGUCCCUCCAACGGCAGUAACUGCAGCUGACGAAUGGGGCUGGGACUCUCCUCUUCUAGCAGUGACACCACGGGGCUGGAUGCCCCUGGACACAACGUCCCGGAACAACGGGGUCGACUCGGACUGUAGUGCUGCUCAGCCGCGGCAGCUCGGGCAGGGCCAGUUCCUGGGUACGGGCUGUAGCGGGGGCACGGUGUGUCUCUGGGGAGGGCAGCCUGGCUCCCUGUCUGGCUCCUCGGUGCAGGGGGCUUCAUCCCCCUCCUGCCUGCACCCUAUUCCUGCCUGCAGCCUGCUCCUGCCUGCACCCCGAGUGCCAGCACCUCAGUCCUCUGGUUCUGGCGCCCCACUGCCUGCCUCACAGCUUGUUCCCCUCUGCAAGACCCCGGCCCCGUAGCCCAGGGCUGCCACAGGGCUGCCACAGGGCUGCCACAGCUCGAGUGCCACAACCCGCGGGUGACACAGGUCUCGGCCCCACAGCUCUGGGGUCCCACAGCCGGGAAAUGCCAGGGGUCGGGCUCUGUAUCGCAUUACCGAGUGUAAAUAAACUGCUCCAACCGCG
Molecule: messenger RNA, 2639 nt
Organism: Pogoniulus pusillus (Red-fronted tinkerbird)
Lineage: Eukaryota; Metazoa; Chordata; Aves; Piciformes; Lybiidae
Gene: CPNE9
Product: copine family member 9
Exons: 21
Coding region: 338-1978 (546 amino acids)
Biological process (GO): cellular response to calcium ion
Cellular component (GO): plasma membrane
Molecular function (GO): calcium-dependent phospholipid binding
Source: RefSeq, a predicted model, not a curated record